This is a messenger RNA of Populus euphratica (Euphrates poplar), 513 nucleotides long. Its product is annotated as cytochrome P450 78A7-like. Gene Ontology annotation, molecular function: oxidoreductase activity, acting on paired donors, with incorporation or reduction of molecular oxygen; heme binding; iron ion binding. The coding region runs from base 1 to 513 and encodes 170 amino acids. The record is from RefSeq and is a predicted model, not a curated record. NCBI's taxonomy places the organism in Eukaryota, Viridiplantae, Streptophyta, Magnoliopsida, Malpighiales, Salicaceae. The transcript is spliced from 2 exons.
AUGGCUGUGAAAGACAGGAACUUGUCUGAGUUGAUAGACGCUGAAGUAUCAAAACUACCUUAUUUCCAGGCUGUCGUGAAAGAGGCUCUCAGGGUCCACCCACCGGGCCCAAUGUUAUCCUGGGCCAGGUGGUGCAGCUCGGAAGUCCAGCUCAGCAACAAAAUGGACAUCCCCGCGGACACCACUGCGAUGGUCAACAUGUGGGCCAUCACACAUGACCCGUAUGCAUGGGAAGACCCGCUCGAGUUCAAGCCAGAGAGCUUCAUAGAAGCUGAUGUGGAGGUUAGAGGUAGUGAUUUGGGAUGUACGGAUACAACUGCUCUGUUAACUGAGGGGGUCAUGGCCGAGCUCAGCAACGGAAUGGACAUCUCCGCGGACACCACUGCCAUGGUCACCAUGUGGGCCAUCACACAUAACCCGUAUGCGUGGGAAGACCCGCUCGAGUUCAAGCCAGAGAGCUUCAUAGAAGCUGAUGUAGAGGGCAGAGGUGGUGAUCUGAAUGUAAGGUGUUAA